GUUUAUAUGGACCCUGCAUUGUUUUCAAAUUUUCAAGAUCAAUUAUAUGACUCUCUUAUAUCUGCAACAAAGGCUGUAACUGUUAUUGGAUCACAGGAUAUUAAUUUUUAUUGCUCUUUGGAUCCAUAUUUUGCUUCUUCAUUGGCUAAUUGUAAUAAGCGGUUUUUGGAUCUUAUUAAUUAUCUAGUUCAUUUAGUAUCAUCUGGAAGGUUUGGAAAGAUUGAAGAUCAUGAUGAUCUUAAUUAUAAGUGGUGGGAUAUAAUAGAUAUUAUUGAUUCUCUUUUUGAAAAAGCAGAUAUUUCUCUAGAUGAAUUUACUGAAUUUUUUAGACGUUCUGAUAAUAAAAUAGAGCAGAAUAUUCCAAAAUUUUCAAAGACUUUAAAAAAGAAAAAACAGCUUGCACAUAAGUUUAUUCAUGAGGAAAAUAUUUCAAAGCCUCAGUUUCGUUUUUCUGUUGUUCCUGAUAAUAAUCCAGAUACACCUUGGAAAAGGAAGAUUACAGUUAAGCCUAAUGCUCUUGUUCCAUUAGACGAUUGUAUAUUAGAAAGUAAUGAUAAAGGAUAUAAAACCGGCAGUUUACCUCAUCCAUAUGAAUAUGAAAUUAAUAAUAUAAGAUAUUCUGAGGAGUUGUUCAAAGAAAAAAAGCCUAUGGAUCCUGUUUCUUUUAACGACUCUAAGGCUAUAUGGGUCGAUACUGUUGAAAUUUUAAAAGAAAUGCUUAAAGAUUUAAAAAAUACAGCGGAAAUUGCUGUUGAUUUAGAGCAUCAUGAUUAUCGAUCAUAUCAAGGAUUUGUUUGUUUGAUGCAAAUUAGUACUAGAAGAGUUGAUUGGAUAGUUGAUACUUUAGAAUUGCGUGAAGAAUUGGAAAUUUUGAAUGAAGUUUUUACGGACUCUAAUAUUAUAAAGGUCUUUCAUGGUGCAUCUAUGGAUAUAAUAUGGUUGCAGAGGGACUUUGGGCUUUAUAUUGUUGGACUUUUUGAUACAUAUCAUGCAACAAAGAUCUUAGAAUUCGAAGGACAUAGUUUGGCAUUCUUAUUAAAAAAGUAUGUUAAUUUUAAUACUGACAAACGGUAUCAGUUAGCGGACUGGAGAAUACGUCCUCUACCUGAAGAAAUGCUUUCUUAUGCACGUUCGGAUACUCAUUUUUUACUUUACAUAUAUGAUCAUUUAAAAAAUGAGUUGUUAUUAAAAUCUACUUUAACUCAUAAUCUUUUGUUAUCAGUUUUUUCUGCAUCUAAUAAUGUUGCUUUAAGGAUUUUUGAAAAAGAUAAAUAUGAUGCAGAUGGAUCAGGUGUAGAUGGAUGGAAAAGUAUACUUCAAAAGUGGAGUAAUUGUUUAACAUGUGAUUUGCAAGUAUCGGUUCUUGUAGCUUUGCACAAAUGGAGAGAUAAAGUUGCUAGGCAAGAAGAUGAAAGUGUUAGAUAUGUUUUGCCGAAUCAUAUUCUGGCUCAAAUAGCUAUAAAUUGCCCGAAAGAUGCUGCUUCUAUUUUUGCUAUUUGUAAUAAUGUUCCCCCUUUAGUUCGUAUUCAUGUGGAUGAAAUUGUUAGAAUAAUUCAACUAACAAAAGAAGAUGAAUUGAAAAAGUCAUCUUUAUCAAAUAGCUCUGAAGUUAUUUCUAAAGUUCAGAAUAUAGAUAUCUCUGAUAAAUCUAUUAUAAUGGAUGAUGUCGAUUUUAUAAAUCAUGAUAAAUUGUUUGAAAAUGAUAUUGCUAAUGAAAAGCUUAUUUGUCUUGUUACUGAAACAUCCCUGUUUUGGGGUAAAACUAUUGAAAAUUGCUAUCUUAAAGAUUCAAGAUUAUCUAUUAUAGAGGGAAUAUUGAGAAAUAUGAAAUUAGUUGUAUCAUUACCUUUUUUUUCAGAAAAAAUGUUUGUGGAUAAUCGUAUAUCUAUUAAUGAUAAUAGUGAUUUAUCUAUUAAUAAUAAUAAUGAUUUAUUUAUUGAUGAGGAUAAAGUAUCUGUUAAUAAAUAUGAUGCUAUUGAUGAUAUAUCUAUAGAAAAAGAGCAAAAACAAGAUCAAAGUGAUGAUAUUAUUGUGGUUAAGAAAUUGGGAAAUAAGCAAAAACGUUUAUUUGAAAUUUCCGAAAAUAAAUCUGAAGAUGUCACUGUUAAGGAAGAUAAGGAAUUUCUGGGUGAAUUCGGCAGGAAUUUAUCACUGGAUAAUUUUCCUGGUAAUUCAAAAAAAAGGAAAAAAAGAAAAUUGAACAAAAAAGCUAAGCUAAAAGGGAAAUUUUUAAAUUAUAAUGGAGAUUCGGAACCAUAUGAUUAUGAGAAAGAUCCUUCUUUUUUUAAUCAGUUAAAUACCAAUUAUGAAUUAAGAAAUGAAAAUAUGAAACUUUUUAUGAAUACUAGUGUUAAUCAAUUUGAAAAACAAUUAGAGCGGCCGAGAUGCAAAAAUGCGCCAAGUAGUGGUCUUCGUAGCAUGGUUUUUGGGAAAUAAGAAUAUAUAUUAUAAAAAAGAAUUAUAUAUUUUUUAAUUAAAAUU
Molecule: messenger RNA, 2481 nt
Organism: Pneumocystis murina B123
Lineage: Eukaryota; Fungi; Ascomycota; Pneumocystomycetes; Pneumocystales; Pneumocystaceae
Exons: 8
Coding region: 7-2436 (809 amino acids)
Biological process (GO): exonucleolytic trimming to generate mature 3'-end of 5.8S rRNA from tricistronic rRNA transcript (SSU-rRNA, 5.8S rRNA, LSU-rRNA); TRAMP-dependent tRNA surveillance pathway; poly(A)-dependent snoRNA 3'-end processing
Cellular component (GO): nucleolus; nuclear exosome (RNase complex)
Molecular function (GO): nucleotide binding; nucleic acid binding; 3'-5'-RNA exonuclease activity
Source: RefSeq, a predicted model, not a curated record